ACGACAGCGUUUUGACAAACCGAAACCGAGUUUCUGCCGUAGUAGUCAAGUUCGUUCUGUGGAAACGAAGAUCGCCGUUUGAAUUAGACAGAGGUUAAGAGCUCAAGCUAUGAUGGCGAUGAAGCGGCUAUCGAAGAAAUGGAGAAAGCCGCGCGACGACGGCUUCUCUCUCCCCACUCGGGACGAUCCCUCUCUCGACGAUUCUCGUCCCAUGGACACCCAAGAGCAAGAGGAGUUGGUUCGAUCAUUGGAAAAGAGUCAAGCGCUACAGAGUCUCUGUUGGCGGAGUGUAUUUGCGGCAUUUCUCUUUUGCUUUGCUGCCUUCCUCGUCUAUUCCAUACACCAGCAGGCUACAUCUCCAUGGGAAUUGCGAUAUCAUGCUUACUUCAUGGAGGAGGCUCCUUCAUGGAUGAUUAUAUUUGCAGACUGGAUUGCUGUUUUAGCUUGCUCCAUGGCUAUUGUUGGGCUUAUUCAAAACACAAGACAACAUAGACAGUGGCUUUGGUAUUCGUGCUUCACCAGCGUUAUACCAGCAAUGUUUUGGCUGUAUUACUUGUCAAGAAUUCCAAGAUUUCGCUGGGAUGUUUUAUGGCUCCCAUUGGGACCAAUUGGCUGGCAUCUGUCUAUAUGUGGAUUACGUGCUGCACGAAUCCUCAGAAGAAGUGAGAAAACUUCGAGGCUACAUGUAUGCUUAUAAAGCUAGCUGAAGAGUUGAAGAUCUUAAUUCUGCUUUUGUCAUUAUCACUCAUCACUGAAGAUCGAUGGAUUAAGCAGAUGGAUGAAUGUAGUGGGGUGUGGUUCAUACUCCCCAUAGACCGGAAAGCAUGGGGAUACUGCUCAUCGUCGGGGCAAGCAAGGGUCAACCAUGAUAAACCUUUGUGUCUCGAUUUCUCUUGCUUGCCUUAACUCUUUACUCCAUUGUAGAUGUGUACCGAAUUUUAACAAAAUACCUGAGGCUGUUUCGAUCUUUCUUGAA
Rhodamnia argentea is the source of this 976-nucleotide messenger RNA. RefSeq lists its product as uncharacterized. NCBI's taxonomy places the organism in Eukaryota, Viridiplantae, Streptophyta, Magnoliopsida, Myrtales, Myrtaceae. The record is from RefSeq and is a predicted model, not a curated record. The coding region runs from base 110 to 697 and encodes 195 amino acids. The transcript has 7 exons.